This is a messenger RNA of Contarinia nasturtii (swede midge), 2128 nucleotides long. RefSeq names its product phosphoglucomutase (gene Pgm1). The transcript is spliced from 7 exons. Gene Ontology annotation, molecular function: phosphoglucomutase activity; magnesium ion binding. Bases 203 to 1885 code for a protein of 560 amino acids. Lineage: Eukaryota; Metazoa; Arthropoda; Insecta; Diptera; Cecidomyiidae. Gene Ontology annotation, biological process: carbohydrate metabolic process. Gene Ontology annotation, cellular component: cytosol. The record is from RefSeq and is a predicted model, not a curated record.
CAAAGUUAUCAAUAUCAACACAACGCUGACAGUCAGGUUCGUGAAUUCAAAACGAAUGGGAGAAACAAUUGCCGUUUGUAAAUUACAUAAAAAAACACAGACGUUUUCGCUGAUCUAGUUUUGGUUCAUAAUCGUUUGAAAGUAAGUUUUCACCAAUCUAAAUCGAAUCAUCUUCUUCAAAGUGUUGAAUUAUUUCAAAAAAAUGAGUUUGGUUGUGAAAUCGGUGUCAACUAAACCAUAUGAUGGUCAAAAACCUGGCACUAGUGGUUUGAGAAAGAAGGUGAAAGCUUUCCAAGCUGAAAAUUAUACAGAAAAUUUCAUCCAGUGUAUUUUGGAUUCGAGUGAAGGUGCUGUUGCUGGUUCUUCAUUGGUUGUUGGUGGCGAUGGACGUUUCUUCUGUAAAAAAGCCGCCGAAAUUAUUGUCCGAAUCUGUGCUGCGAAUGGAGUUUCAAAGUUAUAUAUUGGAAAAGAUGCCAUUCUAUCAACUCCAGCUGUAUCAAGCUUAAUUCGCCAUAACAAAGCUUAUGGUGGUAUUCUAUUGACAGCCUCACACAAUCCCGGCGGUCCAGACAAUGAUUUUGGCAUAAAAUUUAAUUGUGAGAAUGGUGGACCAGCUCCAGAUAAUGUUACAAAUAAAAUCUACAAGCUGUCAACAAAAAUUGUUCAGUAUAAAAUCGUCGAGGGACUGGAAAUUGAUUUAACAAAAUUAGGUGUUAACAGCUAUAGCGUCAAUGGAAUGCCAUUCAGUGUGGAAAUCAUCGAUCCAGUCGCUGAUUAUGUGUGUCUUAUGAAGGAGAUUUUCGAUUUUGAUUGCUUGAAAGUCUUUGUCAGUGGAAAAAAAAUUGGUUCACCAUUGAAACUUCGCAUCGAUUCAUUAAACGGAGUUACCGGCCCUUAUGUAAACGAAAUCUUUCUUAAUUGCUUGGGCGCAACUCCGGAUAAUGUUGUACAUACAACACCAUUGGAAGAUUUCGGUGGAUUACACCCAGAUCCAAAUCUUACAUAUGCAGCCGAUCUCGUUGAAACGGUUAAAAACGGUGACUAUGAUUUGGGCGCUGCAUUUGAUGGUGAUGGUGAUAGAAACAUGAUCAUUGGAAGAAACUCAUUUUUUGUUACUCCAAGCGAUUCAUUAGCUAUCAUUGCCCACUAUCUCGAAUGUAUUCCAUACUUUAAAAGGAAUGGUGUUACUGGAUUUGCAAGAAGUAUGCCAACUGCAGCAGCUGUAGAUCUCGUUGCUUCCAAACAAAAUAAGGAAUGCUUCGAAGUACCAACUGGAUGGAAAUACUUUGGAAACUUAAUGGAUGCUGGUCUUUUGUGUUUGUGCGGUGAAGAAAGUUUCGGAACCGGUUCGAAUCAUAUUCGUGAAAAGGAUGGCAUUUGGGCAUGUCUUGCUUGGCUUUCUGUGAUGGAACACACGGGAAAAGGUGUUGAAGAGAUAUUGAAACAACAUUGGGCAACUUAUGGACGAAACUAUUUUACACGUUACGAUUAUGAAGAAUGUCCACUUGAACCCUGCAACGAAAUGAUGGCGACACUUGAAAAGACCAUUACCGAACCAUCGUUUAUUGGGAAAGAAUACUCAUCAGGCGGAAAAACAUAUAAAACUAAAAUCGCUGACAACUUCAGCUACACUGAUCCAGUUGACCAAUCAGUUUCAACUAAACAAGGUUUGAGAAUUGUAUUCGAAGACGGUAGCCGUAUUGUUAUGAGACUUAGUGGAACGGGAAGUUCUGGUGCAACCGUUCGAUUGUACAUCGAUUCAUAUGAAAAAGACAAUGUAUUGGGUUUUGCAAGUCAAAUGCUUGAACCGCUUAUUCAAAUUGCAUUAGAAAUUUCUCAGUUGCCACAAUUCACCGGUAGAGACGCACCAACUGUCAUCACAUAGGAUCGGUAAACAUCACGCAAACACACACUCUCUAAAACAGUAAAUGAUACGCGCACACAUAAUAAUAGUAGGAGAGAAUCGCAUGGAUGUAUCGGUAGCAGCGGCUUAAAGUCAAUAUUGUUUUAAUAAACUAGCCUUUGAAUUAUUGAAUGGAAAUCAUUGUUAGAGAAACAUUUAUGCUUAAGUUCAAUAAUCGAAAUAUCCUGUUGAAUAAAGAUUGUAUUUUGUAUUUGUUUGUCAAAA